AUGCAGUUUGUAGAUGAGACUGUGGAGGGGGUUGCUGUGGAGUCUGUAUGGAGGAAAUCCCAGGAGAGCCGCUGCGAGUCUAAAAGCUGCCAGACACAGCCCAUCGCCACCGGAGAGUUAUCGGCACAAGUGGGCACAGUCAUUGAGGCUGGAACCCAGACUGAAUGGAAACAUGACCAGAGAGCCUUGGAUAUUGACCUUGGGCCACUUCUAGAUUAUCCAGAUGUGGGGAUGUUUCUCAAACGUGUGGAAGAAGAUAUGAUCAGAGAACUAAAGAAAAACUGGAGAAGUCAUGCAUUUGAUGGCUAUGAAGUGACCUGGGAAGAGCCAAAUUCACAGGUAUCUUGCUUGCACAGCUUGCAGUAUUUGGAGGCUGCAGCGAAACACCUUGAAGUUACUAGCGUCUCAUGGAAUUCAACUGGGUCAGUUAUUGGCUGUUCUUAUGGCAGGUUAGGAGAUGGAGAUUGGAGCACAGAAAAGUCUUAUGUGUGUACGUGGAAUCUGGACCGCCGUGGCUUCAACCCUAACCACCCUGAUGUGGUCCUAGAAGUGUCUAGUUCAGCUAUGUGUUUAGCAUUUCACCCCUCUCGUCCAUCUAUUAUAGCGGGUGGCCUUUAUAAUGGAGAAGUUCUAGUGUGGGAUACCAGUCGGGCAGAUGACCCCUUGAUUGGAAGGACUGGUCUUUCCAUAGACAGUCAUACAGAUACUGUGUACCAGGUGAGUUGGUUUCAGGAUCAGUCACAAGGUCAACGGCUGCAAGUGCUGAGCAUCUCUACAGAUGGGAAGAUCCUCGUGUGGCAGAUGGAAAAGGAUGGACAGCUUGUCCUAUUUGAUGGCUUUGCUCUUGUUACACAGCAAAUACCCAGCAACACAAAGAUUAACAAGCAUGGCCGAGGUGACACUGCAGUGGGUGUGAUGUGUCUGUCCUCCUCCCACUUUGACCCCAGCCUGUUCAUUGUUGGCUCUGAAGGAGGCUACUUGUUGAAGUGUUCUUCCACAGCACAGACAGUGGCCCUUACAAAUGUGGCUUCCUCCGUUCCUCUUAAAGCUCCAGCUCAGUUUACCUUCUCCCCCCAGGGAGGUCCUGUGUACAGCGUGGACUACUCACCUUUCCACAGGAAUCUUUUCCUGAGUGCAGGCACAGAUGGACAUGCUCACCUGUACUCCAUGCUGCAAUCAAAGCCUCUCAGCUCUCUGCAGUUGUCCCAGAAGUACCUCUUUAGCAUCCGCUGGUCCCCAGUGCGACCCCUGGUAUUUGCUGCAGCCUCAGGUGAAGGGCAUCUGCUGCUUUUUGACCUUGGAAAAAGCUCCCAGAAGCCAUCAUUAGUUAUAAAGCAGACAGACAACGAGAAGCCUGUUUAUUGUCUGGAGUUUAAUCGUGCACAAACCCGGGUCUUGGCUGCCGGGGAUGGAACUGGCACAGUGAAGAUAUGGCAGCUAAGUUCUGAUUUUACAGAGCAAGGAGUCCGAGAGGUGAACCUACUGGAUGAUAUGGCCAGCAAUCUCAUUGACUGA
This is a messenger RNA of Staurois parvus, 1515 nucleotides long. NCBI's taxonomy places the organism in Eukaryota, Metazoa, Chordata, Amphibia, Anura, Ranidae. The record is from the annotation of a GenBank genome assembly.